Messenger RNA from Manihot esculenta (cassava), 2488 nucleotides. Its product is annotated as aminopeptidase P2. The transcript has 12 exons. The record is from RefSeq and is a predicted model, not a curated record. Lineage: Eukaryota; Viridiplantae; Streptophyta; Magnoliopsida; Malpighiales; Euphorbiaceae. Bases 102 to 2363 code for a protein of 753 amino acids. Gene Ontology annotation, molecular function: metalloaminopeptidase activity.
UGUUCGUUGUUCCUUGACAACGCGAAGCAGUGAACUUUAUUCCCCCAAGACAGACCUUAUCUUCUCCGUCUUCUUCUCCGAUAUCUCUGAAAUUCGCUGCUAUGCAUUCGCUAGCAUCGCCAGUGAUGCAGCCGCUCUCCUUCUCAGCGUCCCUUACUCAACCUUCUCGCGCUCUCUACUCUCGCUUCCUCUCUAGCUCACUUUCUAGAUCCAUUUUCCCGAAUUUCAGAAAUCAUCCCAAAUUCUACCGUAAUUUCUCCAAAUCCCCUCUUCUAAUAAAAGCUUGUAGUUCUAUCACAGCCAAGCCUUCUUCGCAAAUUCGCAGGAAUAGCACCAGUAAGUCCGAACCGGACGAGAAGCUCCGUGCCCUUCGUGAGCUGUUUUCCAAGCCUGGGAUCGGCAUCGACGCGUAUAUCAUACCCUCUCAGGAUGCUCACCAGAGUGAAUUCAUUGCUGAAUGUUACAUGCGGAGAGCCUAUAUAUCAGGAUUUACUGGCAGCGCAGGCACUGCCGUUGUUACGAAGGAGCAGGCAGCUCUUUGGACGGAUGGUCGAUAUUUUCUUCAGGCUGAGAAGCAGUUAAAUUCCAGUUGGAAUCUCAUGCGAGCUGGUAAUCUUGGAGUCCCCAAUACAAUUGAAUGGCUGAAUGAUGUUUUGCCACCUGGUGCCAAGGUUGGCAUCGAUCCUUUUCUUUUUUCUUUUGAUGCUGCUGAAGAGUUGAAGGAGGCUAUAGCUAAGAAGAAUCACAAGUUGAUUUUCUUGUAUGAUACAAACCUUGUCGAUGAAAUAUGGAAUGAAUCAAGGCCAAAGCCUCCAAACAAACCAAUUAGAGUACAUGACCUAAAAUAUGCUGGUGUGGAUGCAGUAUCAAAGUUGUCUAACCUCAGAUCUCAGCUUCUUGAUGCUGGUUCAUCUGCAAUUGUUAUUUCCAUGCUUGAUGAAAUUGCCUGGCUGCUAAACUUGAGAGGAGGUGAUGUGCCUCAUUCACCUGUUAUGUAUGCAUACUUAACCGUGGAGAUAGAUGGAGCCAAAUUAUUUGUGGAUAAUUCUAAAGUCACACCUGAGGUGUUGAAUCAUUUGAAGAAUGCAGGUGUUGAUUUGAGGCCUUAUGAUGCCAUCCUCUCUGAGAUAGAAAGUUUGGCUGAACGAGGGGCUGAACUCUGGUUGGAUACUUCAUCCGUUAAUGCUGCUAUAGUCAACACCUACAAGUCUGCGUGUGAUAGACAUCUUGAGAAUCUUGGAAGUGAAAAUAAUAGUAAUACUAAGGCAUAUAAUGGCUCCAAUGGUCAGUCAUGGGGACCAUCUGGAGUUUACAAGGCAUCACCUAUCUCUCUGGCAAAAGCAUUAAAAAAUCCAGCUGAGUUACAAGGCAUGCGAAAUUCCCAUUUAAGGGAUGCUGCAGCUUUAGCACAGUUUUGGGCGUGGCUGGAAGAGGAAGUGCACAAAGAUGUGAAACUAACAGAAGUAGAUGUGGCAGAUAAACUUCUUGAAUUCCGUUCCAAGCAAGCUGGUUUCUUGGAUACUAGCUUUGAUACAAUAAGUGGUUCUGGUGCAAAUGGUGCUAUCAUACACUACAAACCUGAACCUGAGAGUUGUAGUAUUGUGGAUUCAAAAAAAUUGUUUCUAUUGGACAGUGGAGCUCAAUAUGUUGAUGGAACAACUGACAUAACCAGGACUAUACACUUUGGUGAACCUACUGCAUAUGAGAAAGAAUGUUUCACCCGAGUUCUGCAGGGUCAUAUAGCCCUGGAUCAGGCUGUAUUCCCUGAAAACACACCCGGUUUUGUGUUGGAUGCAUUCGCUCGUUCUUUUCUGUGGAAGAUAGGGCUUGACUACCGACAUGGUAAUUUUUUUCCCUUUAUGUGGACUAUCACUGAUUGGAAAGUUUUUCAAGGUCAAAAUGAUGCUUCAGUCCUUGCACAAGAGAUUCUGGCUCCAUCUCAUUUCUCCUUCAAUCUUUCAGGGACUGGACAUGGUGUAGGAGCUGCAUUAAAUGUUCAUGAAGGACCUCAAAGUAUUAGCUUUCGAUUUGGAAAUAUGACUCCUUUGCAGAAAGGCAUGAUAUUGAGCAAUGAACCAGGGUAUUAUGAAGACCAUGCUUUUGGUAUUCGGAUUGAGAAUCUACUUCAUGUGAAAGAGAUGAACACCCCAAAUCACUUUGGAGGAAUAGACUAUUUGGGAUUUGAAAAGCUCACAUUUGUCCCCAUUCAGGCUAAAAUGGUAGAUUUAUCCUUACUGUCUGCUAGUGAAGUUAAUUGGCUUAACGAUUACCAUUCACAAGUUUGGGUGAAGGUUGCACCACUGUUGGAUGGUCCUGCUCGUGAAUGGCUUUGGAACAACACGCGACCGCUUGUUAAACAGUGAUUUUGGCCCAUCUUUCUAUGAUUGUGACCCAAAACUUCAAAUAGUUGGUUAUUUAUGGAUGUAAAAUGGAUAUUAUACCCCUCAGCAAUAUUUUAUUUUAUUCAGAAAUAUUGAUUUUCCUGAAA